GUGCGUAGCGCGCGUCCGCGGUCAUCAUGCAAUCGGGCGGCGUGACGGCGGCGCCGGCACCGUCAUCCCCCAAUGGGUACGGUGCGCAGCAGCAGCAACAGCUGCAACAGCAACAGAUGCUGCUGCAGCCGCUGCCCAGCAACUCGCCGGCGUCCACGGCGGCCACCGGGACGGCCACCACCAACAAGAUACUCAUCAACGGCGGCCGGUUCGACUUCGACGACGGCGGCACGUACUGCGGCGGCUGGGAGGACGGCAAGGCGCACGGCCACGGCGUGUGCACCGGCCCCAAGGGCCAGGGAGCGUACUCGGGAUCUUGGCACUACGGGUUCGAGGUGUCUGGCGUUUACAUGUGGCCCAGCGGUAACACUUUUGAAGGCCAAUGGCAGAACGGGAAGAGACACGGGCUAGGCGUCGAGUCCCGCGGGCGUUGGCUGUACAGAGGAGAAUGGACACAGGGUUUCAAGGGCAGGUACGGUGUCAGACAGUCGGCCACGACCAACGCCAAGUAUGAGGGUACUUGGGCCAAUGGGUUGCAAGACGGCUACGGGUCGGAAACGUACGCCGACGGUGGAACGUUUCAGGGGCAAUGGAUGCGUGGAAUGCGACACGGAUACGGUGUCCGAAGCAGUGCACGGUUCGGGAUGGCAUCUCAUUCUAAGCCAAACAAAUCGGACAUCCGGAAUUCAUUGUCGUCGUUAGGCAGUGACGACGCGCACAACAAGGCGGGAAGUGCGUCCGACGAUCCGGUGAUCGGCAGCGAGGGCCGUGAUAAAAAGCUGGACGACACGCGCGGCGGGUUCGUGUUAAAAGCCAACAGUGACGAGCAGCACAACAAACGAAAGACGCUAGUAUCUAAGUCCACGCACAGUCUCAAGAGGACUUUUAUGUCUGGUUUCAAAAUGCGAAAACAAAGAAGCACUGGCGAGCUGGAGAAGAAAGUUUCGGGAAGCAUUAGGAGCACGGCGUCAUGUACUUCAUGGAUCAGCACUGGAUCAUCUCAGUCCGCGAUGGGCGAGUCCUAUAACACUGACUCCAACGCUAGCUUCAUCGUUGAGGACGAACAUAUGGACGUGAACACAACGGAAACGUACGUCGGUGAGUGGAAAAAUGACAAGAGAUCUGGAUAUGGAAUCGCCGAGAGAACAGACGGGCUUAAAUAUGAGGGCGAGUGGUUCGCCAACAAGAAAUAUGGUUAUGGUGUGACUACGUUCAAGGACGGCACGAAAGAAGAGGGCAAAUACAAGAACAAUGUAUUGAUUACAUCUCAAAAGAAAAAACACUAUUUCCUGAUGAGGUCGGCCAAGCUCAAGGAACGGAUCGAGGCCUCUGUGAACGCAGCGCACAGGGCGUCUAAAAUAGCAUUGCAAAAAGCGGAUAUAGCAAUAUCUCGGAUGGCCACAGCGAGGGGCAAAGCGGAACUGUCUGACAUCGCAGCGGACCACGCUCGAGAGGAUUACGAAAUAGCCAAACUCACCGCCAAACAGUUUGCGCCAGAUUUCAUUCAACCAGGACUGGAAAAAACCAGACUCCGGGAGAUUUUGAAACAGCGCAUGUCAAUCGAUCAAAAAUCGAUAUUGCAGCCGUUGAUAUCAAUGCCAAACCCAGCGUCCUCGUCGUCGGACGCGGCUGACGCGUCGUCCCUGUCUCUGUCCACCAACAACUUGUUGUACACAGCUACCGGCGGCGGUCAACAGGACGCGGCUGCAGCUGCAGCAGAGACCACGCCGCAGUUCAGACCCAGGUCGCAUUACGCGCAGCCUUACUAUCAGUCCACUGCGACCGGAAACCAUCAGCAGCAACAGCAACAGCAGAGCAACAUGGGCCAAACGUUCGGCGGCCGAAACAGUCUCACCCCGGAAGUGAGACAGAAUAAUCCGUCGACGACCAACCAACAUCACCCGCAACAACAGAACCACGGUUACACCGCACAGCAGAACACCGGCGGCGGGUCCUCGGCCGCCCAGCAUCCGGCGCCGCCGCUUCCGCCGCCGCCGCAGAGCCGCCAGAUCAACAGCAGCAACAGUGGUGGUGACCAGUACCCCGGUAGCUCGCAGAACGCCGCCGGGGGGUACGGCGCCGGGUCGAUCCGACGGCCGUACGAUCAGAACGGAGGCGCCGGUGGAGUCGCGCCGACGGCCCGCCAAAGCAUCUCGGACAGGGCGUCGUUUUCACAGCCGCGCAUGCUGCCGCCGCCGCCGCCGCUUUCGUCGUCGUCGCACGCCGCCUACCCGCGCUCCAACGAGGAGGCGAUGGGGGGCGCCGCUGGGACGUCGUCGCGCCGCGACAGCGCCGGCAGGCCGAAUCGUUACAGCCAGUACGAGGCCGGAAUCGACGACGACACCGAUCCUUCGUUGUUGAGACGCAAUACGAAAUACGUCAACAGAGAGUCACUGUACACGUUCCAACAGGCAAUGAGCGACCAUUUUGAUCACUACAAGAAACCACCGAGCCGGGAUAAUAGUGUAGACCGGUAUAGCCGGGCAGCCAGUCGGCUCAGUGGAGGGUCGAGACAGUCAUCAGUGGAGAAGUCACAAAAUCAGCAACAGCAGAGAAGAGGAGGAGAUGAUCGACUUCCGUCAUCAUCGUCUUCUGCAGCAAAUAAAUCAUACAGUGGAGCGGCGGGCUUCGUUGCAGCGUCGGCGGCCGGGGCUAAUCAAAACAUCUCGUCGUCGGCCGCCACGCAGCGUCAACCACCGCCGUUCGAAGAAAUUAUACUUAGACAACGAAACCUCGGCCAGGAGAUCGUCCCAUCACCUAUCGGUCAACCUAAGCGCACCGAGUCAUUGUACGUGAACCCGAAUACCGCUCGCAAAGAAACAAAACCCAAAGAAGUUCCAGUUCAGAUGGGACUGCAACGCAAAAAGAGUCUGCCGGACGUCCAAGUGCCGCCGAACGCUCCGGCGUCGAUCACCCGGGAAGAGGUGUCCGUGUUGAGUUCGGCCAGAAGAGAGGAGAUGCGUAGGUUGGAAGAAGAAAACGAACGGCUCAGAGCUAACCCACUGCUCUACCUAGUCAGUCCACACAUGAAGGAUUGGUUCACGAGGCAACAGUUGGUGUUGGUGAUAUUGAUCGUCAACAUAUCGUUGGCGUUGAUGUUUUUCAAACUUCUGACAUCUUAGAUGCGGCGCCGGUGGUAGACGGCUUGGACACUUUCGCAAAGCCAUAAACGAAAAUAGAAAACAAAAUAUACAUUUAUUAUAUUUUUUCAAACAUAUUAUGUUGAGUUAAUUCGGCGGUGACAAAUCAAUGUUAUUGCGCGUCAACAUUAAUUAUUAUUUUUAUAACGACCGUUUCGGGACGAGACGGUUCGGAACGGCACCGGACGUCUCUUCCAGAAAACGUAUCCGAUGCGUUUAUUUAUUCGUUUCAAUCACUUUUUGGUAAUGUUAUAAACUAUAAAUUAAAAUAUAAAUAUAUAUAUAUAUAUAUAUAUAUAUAUAUAUAUGUAUUAAAUAUAUGUUUAUAUAUUUACCUAACACCACGUAUGUUGUACGGUGUUGUUUCCCAAUAAAUCAAUUUAUUAUUAUUAUUAUUAUUAUUAUUAUUAUAUUAAAACACGUAGUGACACAAUGUGAAGUCAAACAACUCGACAACGGUGUCUUAUAAUAUUAUAUAAGACUCGAGUCGAAAGCGAUUGGCUUUUAUUUCGGUAUAAUAUUAUAUUUUGUUAGUGAAUAUAGUGCAUUUGUUUUUUUUUU
This is a messenger RNA of Melanaphis sacchari, 3701 nucleotides long. RefSeq names its product junctophilin-2. Lineage: Eukaryota; Metazoa; Arthropoda; Insecta; Hemiptera; Aphididae. The transcript is spliced from 10 exons. Bases 27 to 3122 code for a protein of 1031 amino acids. Gene Ontology annotation, cellular component: junctional membrane complex; endoplasmic reticulum membrane; plasma membrane. The record is from RefSeq and is a predicted model, not a curated record.